Molecule: messenger RNA, 1952 nt
Organism: Phaedon cochleariae (mustard beetle)
Lineage: Eukaryota; Metazoa; Arthropoda; Insecta; Coleoptera; Chrysomelidae
Source: the annotation of a GenBank genome assembly
AUGAUUAACGUAGCAGGAAUCAUAUCCAUCAUUUUGUUUUACGUUUUGAUUUUGGGCGUUGGAAUUUGGGCAGGUAGAAAAAAAGAAGAAGGAAAUGACUCAGAAGAAGAAGUCAUGCUGGCUGGCCGCAAUAUCGGUCUCUUCGUUGGAAUCUUCACAAUGACAGCAACCUGGGUGGGAGGAGGCUACAUCAACGGCACCGCCGAGGCGAUCUACACCUCGGGCCUCGUCUGGUGCCAAGCCCCGUUCGGCUACUCCCUCAGCCUGGUCUUCGGGGGCAUCUUCUUCGCCAACGAGAUGCGCAAGCAGGGCUACAUCACCAUGCUGGACCCGCUGCAAGACUGCUUCGGCGAACGCAUGGGCGGAUUACUGUUUCUGCCCGCUUUGUGCGGCGAAGUAUUUUGGGCGGCCGGUAUUUUGGCUGCCCUGGGAGCCACCCUCAGCGUGAUCAUCGACAUGGACCAUAGGACAAGUGUUAUCUUCAGCGCAUGCGUGGCUGUGUUCUACACUCUGUUCGGCGGAUUGUACGCUGUGGCGUAUACCGAUGUCAUCCAGUUGUUCUGCAUCUUCAUAGGCCUCUGGAUGUGCAUCCCGUUCGCCUGGAACAGCGAACACGUGGCACCGCUCUCCUCCAUGGAGGUGGACUGGAUCGGGGAGGUCAAACGAGAGGAGAUCUUCUACUACAUGGACUACGGGCUGCUGCUGGUGUUCGGGGGCAUCCCCUGGCAGGUUUACUUCCAGAGGGUGUUGUCGAGCAAGUCGGCAGGCAGGGCGCAGAUUUUGUCAUACGUGGCGGCUUUUGGGUGUGUGUUGAUGGCUAUACCGCCUGUGCUGAUUGGAGCAAUUGCCAAAUCUACAGCUUGGAACGAAACAGGGUACAAAGGACCCUACCCUUUGACAGUCGAAGAGACCAGCAUGAUCUUGCCCAUGGUCCUGCAAUACCUCACCCCAAGCUUCGUGUCUUUCUUCGGAUUGGGCGCCGUUUCAGCUGCUGUGAUGUCUUCUGCGGAUUCUAGCGUGCUGUCUGCCAGUUCCAUGUUUGCUCGCAACGUCUACAAGCUCAUCUUCAGGCAGAAGGCUUCCGAGAUGGAGAUCAUCUGGGUGAUGAGGGUGUCGAUUUUGAUAGUGGGGUUCUUGGCUACGGUUAUGGCGCUUACUAUUCCAUCUAUCUACGGAUUGUGGUCUAUGUGUUCUGAUCUUGUAUACGUCAUUCUCUUCCCCCAACUACUCAUGGUUGUGCAUUUCAAAGACUAUUGCAAUACGUAUGGCAGCUUAGCAGCGUACAUAGUUGCUUUCCUCUUCAGAGUAUCCGGUGGAGAAGAACUGUUAGGCUUAGAUCCUCUGAUCAAAUAUCCAGGUUGGGACGAAGAAGGUAGAAGACAACUGUUCCCAUUCAGAACGCUCGCGAUGUUGAUGUCUCUCAUCACCCUGGUGACAGUCUCCUGGGGCACCAAAUGGGUGUUUGAGAGUGGCAGACUAGCCCCUGGAUACGACUUCUUCCAUUGCGUGGUCAACAUCCCCGAAGACGUCCAGAGGGUUGGAGAACCGAUCGAGGAGGGGGAACAGAUGUCAAUGAUGGCUUCAGGCGCGAUGGGUAAACUCUAUGGUGCAGCCACGAUGGUAGGGAAGGACGAGAGAAACGGUCGCAUCAAUCCAGCCCUCGAAACAGACGAUGAAGACAUCCCGUCUGCGGAACUGAGUAGGAUCAGAGGACCAGCAGCCAGUGGUGGGGGAGCUAGGUCCAUAGUUCCCACCAAUCCAUUGGACGAUGUCCAGUCAACUUUCUGAGGUGCAUAACAGGACUUCAGUCUCGAAUAAUACAGGCACGUACCUCAGGCGAUUCGAUAGAGGGAAGAGGUGGUAAACACCCUUCUGAGGCAUAUUAUUUAUAACUAGGAGAAAUCCAACAUACUGAAAGUGUAAUGAAAUGGCAACAAACGGAGAGAAACUCA